AUGCCGUUCGGCGAGAAACUCGGGCGUCCGUUCGAGAUGCUGUCGCUCCUCAGCCGCCGACCGCGCAAGGACGAGUCGAUGCUCGAGCCGCACGAGCGCCUCACGGGCGCUUCGGCCCGCGCGUACGCAAACGCCACUAGCUCUGCGUCUUCGGGCGUCGCCUACCACACACCGGGCUACGGCCACGCGAGGCGCUACACGAGCGCAUCGUCAUCGGCCCAUGCGGCCGCCCCCGCCCUCGCGCCCCCCACGACGGCCUCUACCAGCAGUAGCCGUCACCACCCGACCGGCACGAGCACAAACCGUAGCAGCAGUAGCCACAGUGGCCACAGUGGCCACAGUAGUCACACCAGUCAGUUCUACCCCGUUGUCAAGUACGAGCGCCUCACGCGCGCGCCGCUGUCGUCGCCGCCCGUCGUGCAGUACGAGCGCCUGACGACCGCCACUGCGGUCGCGUCGGCGCCGCUGUCGACGGCCGGCAGCCACUCGCCGUCGCCGCUCGACUACGGCCUCGUCGCGCGCGAAGCGGCGUUCCCGAGCCCCGACCUCGUGCCGGUGGCCGCCGUCGGGUCGCGUGCGUUCCGGUCGGCGCCGGCGGCCGUGUUGGCGUCGCUGCCGUCGCCGGGAAUGCUCACGCCGCUGCCACUGGGCGUAUCGGCGUCCGGCCGGCCGAGUCCCGUGCCUGAGAGCGCCGUGCGGGGCGUCCGGCCGCCACGCGCGACCACGACAACCGCAGCAGCAGCAGCCAAAGGCCCAACAACGACAACAACGACGUCACUGUCGUCGUCGUCGUCGUCGGUGUCGGCCGCGCCGUUUUCGUCCGUGAUGGAGGAGUGGAUGAGCCAACUGAGUACUCCGACGCCGGACGUGACGCUGCUGCCGUCGCCGUUCGACUUUAACAAGGACACGCCGACGCCUAUGGACACCAACAGUAUGGACCUGCGGCGGUUGCAGGACGCGCUGCUGCCGACGCCGCCGCCCGACGUCCACGAUCAGCGGCAGCACCCCAAGACGUCGGCCUACGUGACGACGCGCGGGCCGCGGCCGCUGCUCGAAGACAUUGCGUCGCUCUGUCGCGACCUCAACUCGCAGGACGUGUUUGGCGCGGCCAAAGGCCGAGUGCCGACCGCCAGCGGUCCGCUCGAAGUCAAGUACACGUCCGUGUCGGCCCGACCGCCGCGGACGCGCGAGGAGAGCAGCGCCGGCGGCUUUGCAGACGACGCGGGCGACGGCCAAGCGCAGAUGUUGGCGGCGGCCACGGCCCUCAGCAGUGUGUCUGCGCUAAACGGCAGUGGGACGUCGCCGCUGUCGGCCGCCGCCGCCUGUGCGUACGCCUUCGGCGCGAAGCACAAGCGCCGCAAGAUCUGCACGGCCGCCGGCUGUCAGAACCUCUCGCGGUCCCGCGGGCUGUGCAAAGCGCACGGCGGCGGCCGCCGGUGCAGCGUCGACGGCUGCUCGCGCGCGAGUCAGAGCGGCAGUCUGUGCAUCACGCACGGAGGCGGCAAGCGCUGCACGGUCGAGGGCUGUCUGAAGGCCGCGCAGUCGCGUGGCAUGUGCAAAGCGCACGGUGGGGGCGUGCGGUGUCGGGUCGACGGCUGCGCCAAGAGCUCGCAGGGCGACGGGUUCUGCCGGUCCCACGGCGGCGGCCGACGGUGCGGCCACCCGAGUGGGUGCUCCAAGUGGGCCCAGCGCAAUGGCAUGUGCAUGGCGCAUAGCGAAGGCAAGUACGGCAACAGCUACCGGGGCCGCCAGCAUCGGCUGGAAAAGGGCGAGCCAGGGUUCAUGCAGCAGACGUGA
This is a messenger RNA of Hyaloperonospora brassicae, 1797 nucleotides long. The record is from the annotation of a GenBank genome assembly. NCBI's taxonomy places the organism in Eukaryota, Oomycota, Peronosporomycetes, Peronosporales, Peronosporaceae.